Molecule: messenger RNA, 810 nt
Organism: Chenopodium quinoa (quinoa)
Lineage: Eukaryota; Viridiplantae; Streptophyta; Magnoliopsida; Caryophyllales; Amaranthaceae
Exons: 1
Coding region: 1-810 (269 amino acids)
Source: RefSeq, a predicted model, not a curated record
AUGACUGGUUCCGCUGAAAAGCGGAACAAGAACAAGCACUGUCACUACCAUGAGGAUGUCGGACAUGAUACAAAUGACUGCUUCAGCCUCAAGCAGAUGCUUAAUCGUCUGGCCGACAAAGGAGCGCUGAAAUCUUAUGUGAAGUCCAAAGUGGAUUUUAAAUCGAAUCUUGGGAAGUCGACAAAAAAGACUUCCCAACCUGCUAUCAGCUCUAAAACGGAUUACAAACCGGUUUAUACGAAAGCAGGCAGAUUCGCCGGUGGUGGUCCGACCAUCAGGGGCAAAAAAGACCGUCUAAGAAAGAUGGUCCAUUAUGUUGAUGGGGGACAGGCGGCAAGAAAAUCUGCCUCCCCAGAAGUUAUCAUCACUGAAAAGGAAAGGGGCGAAUUCCGUCGGCCGCAUGACGACCUUGUGGUCAUAGAAUGUAAAGUAGCCAACCAAUUUGUUGGUCGCAUCUUGAUUAACACAGGAAGCUCCAUAGACAUCAUCAGCCGCAAAUGUCUAUCCAACCUUAAAUACAGGCCGGGUAGUAUGAUGGAUGUCUCCCAUCUCCUUGUGGGUUUUGGUGGAGGAGUUGUACAUCCAGUCGGACGCAUUGAUUUGCCCAUCCGAAUGGGGGAAAAAGGUAGCGGUCGGCACAUGACCAUCCGGUUCCUGGUGGUUGAAGAGCUGAACGACUACAAUCUUAUCCUUGGCCAAACCACUCUUAACAAGUGCAAGGCAGUCAUGAUUCCUGCUCUCAUGCUUGUCAAGUAUGAGAAGGAUGAUGGGAUUGUUGGCUCCCUGAACGGGGACCAAAAGACGGCUUGA